Helobdella robusta is the source of this 306-nucleotide messenger RNA. RefSeq lists its product as hypothetical. Gene Ontology annotation, biological process: regulation of mitochondrial membrane potential. The coding region runs from base 1 to 306 and encodes 101 amino acids. Gene Ontology annotation, cellular component: mitochondrion. The transcript is spliced from 3 exons. Lineage: Eukaryota; Metazoa; Annelida; Clitellata; Rhynchobdellida; Glossiphoniidae. The record is from RefSeq and is a predicted model, not a curated record.
AUGGGCCAAAUAACAUCAUCUUUGGGUUUGUGGAAGUCCAACAAGAAUGCAGAUUAUCCAUACAACAGCAGCAACAACAGCUCUGAGAGAUCCGUCACUCCAUACGUCUACAGGAGAAGAGGGUCCAUGUAUUUUGAUGAAGAUGGGGAUUUAGCUCACGAGUUUUAUGAAGAAAUCAAAACACACAAAGGAGUGAAAAUGAAAAGAGUGCCAAACAACUGCUUGAUACCUCAAGGGUACAUAAAAUUGUCGACUCCAAGAUUGAACAAAGACAUCCCGAUAAUAAUUCACGAAGCCAAAUCAUGA